ACAUUUGUAGUUCAGUACAAGUGUUUAAAAUAGGAAUAAAACUGGCUUAAUUGAUAUUCAGUGUUAAUAUUUUCCUAAUGCAGGUUAGCUGAGAAGGAUAUCAUCUCAGUAUGGACGCGUCUCUGUUUCUGGUGAACAGGUAUCUUGGAGAUGAAGAAGAUGGGAGCGUCUCAAAGGAGUCUCGGUCUCAGGCGUUGCUGGCUAAACUGCAGCAGAAGGCGAAAGAGAAGCAGAAACAGAGUGUGACAGAAGAACUGAGACAACACACAGAAAGUCUACGUGUCAAAAAGAAAAGAAAAGCUGACAACGAUCAAGAGAAACAACAACACAAAAAAAAGAAAUUGGACAUUUUGGACACUGAUAACCACGAUGAGCCUGUCCAGGAGAAAAAGAAAAAGAAGAAGAAAGAAAGAAAUGAGAAACAGAAGAAGAAGGAUCAGUCAGGUGGUGAAGGUGAAGAUCUUACACACACUCCUGUGACUGCAGGAGAUGGACAAGAAGACACAGGAGCAGAGGACAAGGCGGAGACAGAAAAUGACAAACCAGAAGAACCCACAGAGAAGACUCCUGCUCCCACUGGGUUCACUGUUCUGGGAGGAUUUGAGAACAAACCCAUCCAGAAGGUGCACAGAGUGCUGCCUCAGUGGUUGGCUCAGCCUGAUGUCAUUCACAGAGACAUCAAAAGCAACCUGGUCCCGGUCUGUGACGUCACAGGCCUGUGUCCCCCGCUGCUGAAGAAACUACAGCAUCAUGGAAUCCAGCACGUCUUUCCAGUGCAGGCAGAGGUCAUCCCGGCCAUCUUGGAGAGCGGUCAGCAGGGGCUGCUGAUUGGACGAGGAGGCUACAAGCCCAGAGAUAUUUGUGUUUCUGCUCCAACAGGCAGCGGCAAAACUCUGGCAUUUGUCUUACCUGUCAUACAGGUGCUGAUGCAGCGGGUGGUGUGUGAAGUCCGGGCUUUGGCUGUGUUACCAACCAAAGAGCUCGCCCAGCAGGUUUGUAAAGUGUUCACAUCGUACGCUGAGGGAACCUCUCUGAAGGUGGUGAUGCUGGCAGGUCAAAGGUCAUUCGCAGCAGAGCAGGCGUCACUGUCUGAACUCAGAGGAGGCGCGAGACGCAGUUUAGCCGAUAUCGUCGUGGCAACGCCGGGUCGACUGGUCGAUCACAUCAACAAGAAUUCAGGUUUAUCUCUGGAACAUCUCAGGUUCCUGAUUAUAGACGAGGCCGACAGGAUGAUUGACAGCAUGCACCAGUCGUGGCUCAGUCAGGUAAUGAAGGCGGUGUACAAAUCUGGACCAGAGGACAAGUCCAUCUUCAGGAGGACUCAGCCGGCUCACAUCACAGCAGCGAGUCUGUCUCCUCCUCACAUGCCGCUGCAGAAGCUGCUGUUCUCUGCCACGCUCACACAGAACCCAGAGAAGCUGCAGCAGCUGGGCCUCCACCAGCCCCGCCUCUUCAGCUCCAUCCACAGCUGCUCCAACAACAACAACAACACCUCCACACCGUCAGCCGCCCAGAAACACGACCGCUUCGACUUCCCGCAAGGCCUGACGGAGUUUUACGUUCCUUGUACGCUGAGCAAAAAGCCUCUCCUCAUCCUCCACUUCAUCCUGCGCUUGAAGCUCAACCCCAUCCUCUGUUUCACCAACUCCAGAGAGACAGCUCACAGACUUUACCUGCUGGUGAAGCUCUUCGGAGGAGUUCAGGCUGCUGAGUUCUCAUCCCGACUCUCUCCUGGAGAGAGGAAGAAGACGCUGAAGGAGUUUGAACAGGGGAAGAUCCAACUGUUGAUCAGCACCGAUGCAGCCGCCAGAGGCAUCGACAUCGACGGAGUCAAAUGCGUCGUGAACUACGACGCGCCGCAGUACAUCAGGACCUACAUUCACAGGAUCGGUAGAACGGCGAGAGCGGGGAAAGCAGGCCUGGCCUUCACCUUUCUGCUGGGGGUGCAGGAGAAGAACUUCCGUCAGAUGGUGGUGGAAGCGGGAAGCCCCGGAAUCCAGAAGCAGAUCAUCAAACCCGACAACCUGAAGAGUUUGGAAGAGCGAUACGGACACACGCUGCAGGAGCUGGCUAACGUCAUCAAGGAUGAAAAAGCAAAGUAAGCUGUGAGCUGACCUCUGUGCCUCAUGAAGAUCACAUUUAACUGUUGAGUUAUUUGUUUUUCAAUAAAACAUAAACUCUA
This is a messenger RNA of Scomber scombrus (Atlantic mackerel), 2182 nucleotides long. RefSeq names its product DEAD (Asp-Glu-Ala-Asp) box polypeptide 51 (gene ddx51). Gene Ontology annotation, cellular component: nucleus. Gene Ontology annotation, molecular function: ATP binding; nucleic acid binding. Lineage: Eukaryota; Metazoa; Chordata; Actinopteri; Scombriformes; Scombridae. The coding region runs from base 111 to 2102 and encodes 663 amino acids. The record is from RefSeq and is a predicted model, not a curated record. The transcript is spliced from 15 exons.